This is a messenger RNA of Cyclopterus lumpus (lumpfish), 1272 nucleotides long. It is a transcript of the gene lrrc20, whose product is annotated as leucine rich repeat containing 20. Gene Ontology annotation, molecular function: protein binding. The record is from RefSeq and is a predicted model, not a curated record. Lineage: Eukaryota; Metazoa; Chordata; Actinopteri; Perciformes; Cyclopteridae. The transcript has 5 exons. The coding region runs from base 299 to 811 and encodes 170 amino acids.
UAUACGUUCCCCAGCGAUACUCUUCGCUAGUAGCCUAGAAACCUAUAUUCUUUACUUUACUUAGCUUUACUAAGCAACAACGACGUUUACAGGGUGUUAAACGUUACUAUGUGAGGUGAUGCUAAUCUUAUUGUUUAUAAUGAAGAGAGAAACGCUCCGGUGAAUUGGCCUCUGCGGGGCUAAAAAUACACACUCGCCAAAUUAGACUUUAGCUGAGCUGCUGUAGCUAACGUUAGCUAACAGCUGCCAGCCUCUGUAACAGUAGCUUCUAGUUUCGGAACAGUUACAGCAGAAAAAAAUGGCCGAGGCAGUCGCAAAUGUGGUCCGGAGGAUUAAUGCAACCGUAGAGGAGGGGAAUGAUACACUGGACCUGUCAAACUGCAAGCUCAUUUCCUUCCCAGAUGGUGUGUUUAAGCUCCUCAGGAGUGUCUCAGACAACAUCCGCGUUAUCACACUGGCUGACAAUAUGAUGAAGACCAUUUCCAGCAAACUCUUUUCAACCUUCCCUCUGCUAAGAGAACUGGACCUGCGAGGAAAUGUAAUCACCAAACUGCCCGAGAUCGUGGGAGGAAUGGAGCAUUUAACAUACAUCAAUCUGGCUAAUAACAGCUUCUCCAUCUUCCCUGACAAGCUGACUGAAAUAGCCACACUGGAGAGGAUUAAUUUGGAGGGAAAUGGCAUCACAGAAAUACCAGUGGAGAAGUUGAAUGACAUGCCAGCACUGAAGUGGCUGAACGUGAAGUCGAACCCUUUGGACUCAAACACUCAGUCUGCUCUGCAAUCUCCCCACAAUUAUGAAACAGAAUGCUAAAAUAUGUCAUAUAUUUUUUUUACCCACCACAGACUGCAUGCUGUGUGCCUUCUAGCUACUUCAGUUGGAUGCUUUGGUGUGCCUGAGAGAUGAGGAAAAAUACUUGAAGAUAUCAAAACGGUUUACAAGAAUCAAAGAAAACCGAGGCUUUUUAUUAAGGAUAGCGACCUCCUUGAUUAAGGUGUUCAGUUCUGCUGAUGACUUCACCCUACAGCCUCAUUUUUAUCCUCUUUUUAUGAACUACAAAUAGACGAAAUCAAUCAAUUAUUUAUUCCUUUUGAUUGUAUAAAAAAGUUUUUUUCCAUUAAAAAUGAUGCUCUGGAAACUAUGCAGUCUUGCAUCAUUAUUUUUCACUGGGUGACAGUUAUUCAUAUUCACAUUAGACCAAUUUUACCAAAAUGUGUCCUGGUGUAAAGUUCAGCUGUACUGUUCUUUUUAAGACUGCUGCUGAUGAUAGUGUU